AUGACAACAGAUCUUUCGACCCCAGGUGCGUCUCCGCGCCGCACUCCCCACUGCAAGACAUGCCACCGACCCAGGCAGGGACAUCCCCGCUCCGGCUGUCCUUAUGUUGAGCCCACUGCGUCAGAUCAGACUAGUGGUGCCACGGAAGAUAUUGCGGACGAACUGUCAUCCUUGCACAUCGUAAAUCCAAAUGACGAGCGUUCUCCCCUUCCCACUGAAACGCCCACCCAAUCCAAGAACCUCAAACGCCGACUCUCUGUCCGGUUCGCUCUUCUUCCAGCGGGAAGUCUCGCUUCACUCUCCACUACAUCUUCGGAAAUCGUAGAGAGGCUUCUCCAACCAGGAAUGAUGAGUAAUGCGUCCGAUGACGAUGGUGAUGGUAGUGAUGGUCAGGGAGCAAUAAUGCAAUGGAAACGGACUUUGACUAGUCCCGAAUCUCCUCCGGAAGACACUCCAGAACUCAGCUCCAAAGCGGACAAAGAGCCAUACGCAACCAAUCACGCUAGUUCGGGCACCAGACUGUCACGUCGUAUGCCAUGCACGCUGCGGACCCCGACUCCGAGCCUAGCUUCCACAAUACCACUUUCUAACCAGCCCACAAGUGACUUUGUGGACAUGAACAACACCGUCUUCCUUGAUUCAGAUGCCGAAAGGAAGCCAAAUCAUCUGGCGCGAACGAUGAGCGCCGACGAGAGGUCAUUAUUCCUCGAUAAUCUCGCGCAAUCAUCAGGAGCUGCACCUGCCAUGUUAUUCUCUGUCCCCCUGAUCGAUCUCAGGGCCGUACAAUAUGAUGCAGAGAAACUGGGUUUCAGCGUCCGAGUUUUGCCGAAUGGGAGCUCACGAGAGCACCGAUGGGUCAUACUGGCUAAGGAGGGAGAUGCAGCGGAAUUCCUCGAAAAGCGUCUCACAGAGGAAGAGGAGAAAGGGCGGAAAGCAAAGGGGAAUUUUGGUGUUGCCGCUGGCGGAGCACUAGUGGGCGCUGUAGCGACCUUCACGGGACUGGCGUUUUCCUGA
Molecule: messenger RNA, 1014 nt
Organism: Suillus clintonianus
Lineage: Eukaryota; Fungi; Basidiomycota; Agaricomycetes; Boletales; Suillaceae
Exons: 1
Coding region: 1-1014 (337 amino acids)
Source: RefSeq, a predicted model, not a curated record